Messenger RNA from Capronia coronata CBS 617.96, 474 nucleotides. Its product is annotated as SUMO-conjugating enzyme ubc9. The transcript has 3 exons. Gene Ontology annotation, biological process: protein sumoylation. Gene Ontology annotation, molecular function: SUMO conjugating enzyme activity. The record is from RefSeq and is a predicted model, not a curated record. Bases 1 to 474 code for a protein of 157 amino acids. Gene Ontology annotation, cellular component: nucleus. NCBI's taxonomy places the organism in Eukaryota, Fungi, Ascomycota, Eurotiomycetes, Chaetothyriales, Herpotrichiellaceae.
AUGUCGCUCUGUCUCAACCGCCUCCAAGAAGAACGGAAACAGUGGCGUCGCGACCAUCCUUUUGGCUUCUUCGCAAGGCCAGUGCGAGGCGCAAAUGGAGUCCUAGACCUCAAGAACUGGGAAGUGGGCAUACCGGGAAGAGACAACACCAUCUGGCAGGGUGGACUGUUCAAGUUGACGCUCACGUUCCCCGAUGAAUAUCCUACAAAGCCUCCGAAAUGCAAAUUUGUCCCUCCGCUUUUCCAUCCGAACGUGUACCCUUCCGGCACAGUCUGCCUCUCGAUUCUGAAUGAAGAAGAAGGCUGGAAGCCAGCAAUCACCAUCAAACAGAUUCUCCUGGGAAUUCAGGACCUGCUGAAUGAUCCCAACCCGGAGUCUCCCGCCCAAGCCGAUGCAUACAAUUUGUUCAAAAAGGAUCGGGCUGCGUACGAACGGAAGAUCAAGAGCAUAGUGAAGGAAAACCCCGCACCUUGA